This is a messenger RNA of Fonsecaea multimorphosa CBS 102226, 327 nucleotides long. RefSeq lists its product as uncharacterized. The record is from RefSeq and is a predicted model, not a curated record. The transcript has a single exon. The coding region runs from base 1 to 327 and encodes 108 amino acids. Lineage: Eukaryota; Fungi; Ascomycota; Eurotiomycetes; Chaetothyriales; Herpotrichiellaceae.
AUGUCUCAACCAUCCUCUCCACCGCAUUCCCAUCCCCGGUCCCAACCUCACCCUCAAAGCUCCAGCUCCUCGAUCCCAGGCUAUCGACCGGGACCCUACCUCACGCGGUCCAAGAAAUUCUUUUUAGCUGCCAUCGUCUUCAUCCCCGUGGUCUCUUACAUGUGGCUGCGCCGCCUGGAGCGCCAGUCGCGCGAACGCACACGACUCCUCGAGGAAGAGGGCCGGAGGAACUGGAUCCAGGCCGAGAAGGAGAAGCAGAGGUGGCUUGCGAGUAGGAAGGAGAGGGAUUUGAGUGUCACGGUGGGGAGGAGUGGUGGGGGAGUUUGA